Messenger RNA from Pochonia chlamydosporia 170, 405 nucleotides. RefSeq lists its product as hypothetical. The transcript has a single exon. Lineage: Eukaryota; Fungi; Ascomycota; Sordariomycetes; Hypocreales; Clavicipitaceae. Bases 1 to 405 code for a protein of 134 amino acids. The record is from RefSeq and is a predicted model, not a curated record.
AUGUGUUGGCCCUUGACUUUCGGGAUAUUUGGUGCAAACUACGGACAACAGCUGGCCCUUUGGAAACUACAUGGGGAAGCAUACGCGUCGCAUCUGGGUGCCAGCUUGAAGGUUUCGUCACAAGAGACGAAACGAGGAACAAAGCAUCCCUUGCUGUCUGCUGCAUCUCGCCGCCUCAAGUCUUACAAGUCAGAAAGAAUAUUGCUGAGUGUCUUGGUGCUAGGUUUGCUCCGUGCAUGCCGUCGUGCAAGAGAACGACACACAAAAACAACGACAAGUGUACUCUGUACCAGAAAAAGAACCAUAAUAGCAUGUAACCAGCAAUAUGUCAUAACACUUGGCUGGCAGGGUAGUUUACGCUGUCCAACAGAAGGACGUUUCACAGAGUUGAUGGGUGUGCAGUAG